CUUAUAAAACCCACAGCGCACCAAGCGCUCAGAAGAGCCGAAGAGACGCUACAGGACAGCGCGCAAACCUCCCUCUAAAGCCUCUGGGAAAUAUGCAUCCUAACCUGGUGAGCUGGCUGGGGACUCUGGGGUUCCUGCUGUGGGCGCUGCUCUGCCUCAGCGCCCUGACGGAGGGAUACCCGGUGAAGCCGGAGAACCCUGGAGAGGAUGCCCCGGCGGAGGAGCUGGCCAAGUACUACUCAGCCCUGAGACACUACAUCAACCUGAUCACAAGACAGAGAUAUGGGAAAAGGUCCAGUCCUGAGAUUCUGGACACACUGAUCUCAGAGCUCCUGCUGAAGGAAAGCACAGACACGCUUCCACAGUCGAGAUUCGACCCGUCCUUGUGGUGAUGAUGUCAUCUGCAUUGGCUCCGCCUCACUGCCUCCCUGUUGACAGUCUGACCUCUACACGUCUGUAACUCCGUACCUUCCUGCACCAAAUGACCACCGUCUUCUCUCCCCUUUUACCUCUAAGAGCCGCCACGUACAGUAUAUUCACCCCUUCCUCCUCCUCCUCCUCCUCCUUAUCCAUCAACUACAAGUCAAGACUGCUUACAGUAUGUGCCAUAUCUAUUGUAAAUAAUUUCAAUUCAAUGACUUUGUCUGUGAAUCAUGAAAGUAAAGUGGGGGAGGGUCAUGUUUAUUGUAUGUAUAACUGUGCUAUUAAAGAUUCACUGUUUGAAUAAAUGCAUUUCCUGGCAUCUC
Sphaeramia orbicularis (orbiculate cardinalfish) is the source of this 746-nucleotide messenger RNA. RefSeq names its product neuropeptide Y (gene npy). Gene Ontology annotation, biological process: neuropeptide signaling pathway; feeding behavior. Gene Ontology annotation, molecular function: neuropeptide hormone activity; neuropeptide Y receptor binding. The transcript has 4 exons. The record is from RefSeq and is a predicted model, not a curated record. Gene Ontology annotation, cellular component: extracellular region. Bases 93 to 392 code for a protein of 99 amino acids. NCBI's taxonomy places the organism in Eukaryota, Metazoa, Chordata, Actinopteri, Kurtiformes, Apogonidae.